CCUGAUGCCGACUGCGUCGAGCUGCUGCUGCAGAAGGGAGCGGAGGUCAACGCCCUGGAUGGCUACAACCGAACAGCCCUUCACUACGCGGCAGAAAAGGAUGAAACCUGCGUGGAAAUCCUCUUGGAGUAUGGGGCUAACCCCAAUGCGCUGGAUGGCAACAAGGACACCCCGCUCCACUGGGCCGCCUUCAAGAACAACGCCGAGUGCGUGCGGUCGCUGCUGGAGAAUGGCGCCUGGGUGAACGCCCGCGAUUACAACAACGACACGCCGCUCAGCUGGGCAGCCAUGAAGGGUAACCUGGAGAGCGUCAGCAUCCUGCUCGACUUCGGGGCUGAGGUCCGGGUGGUGAAUUUGAAAGGCCAAACUCCCAUCUCGCGAUUGGUGGCGUUGCUGGUUCGGGGCUUGGGUACGGAACGCGAGGAUUCCUGUUUCGAUCUUCUCCAUCGAGCUAUCGGACAUUUUGAGCUGAGAAAAAAUGGCAGCAUGCCCUGGGAAGUGACCAGGGAUCAGCAGCUCUGCGAAAAGCUCACCCUGCUCUGCUCGGCCCCCGGUACCUUACAGACGCUGUCGCGUUAUGCCGUGCGCCGCAGCCUGGGCGUGCGGUUCCUGCCGGAGGCAGUGAAGCAGCUCCCCUUGCCCACCUGCCUGAAGGAGUACGUGUUGCUCCUUAGCUAAGCGAAAGACGAGGCACCGGGGCUCUUCCGCGCCGCUGCUCGCCUCCCUUUGUCACCGCUUCCUCGAGGCAGCGCCAAGAAUGAGGUUGACUGCUUGGUUUGGGACUCGCGAGUGCCACGUUCCCCUUCCCUGGUCGCCGUCCCAGUUUUCAUCCUGCUCUGCUCUUCCUCCUGAGCUGGCGUGGGGCAGCGGGGAUCCACCAGUGCCGCUCACAGAUGGCUCCGUGAUGUCUCGCUCCCCACAACGUCUGCUCAGCGGCUCCUCCCACGUCCUCUCCCCUUGAUUUUUGGCCUCCUGAGAUGGACAAUCCCCCUUUAACAGCAAAUUAUAUCCCAGCUUUUGGAUUAACCAGGGUUUUUUUUCCCUUUUUCUUUUUGCAUUGGGGCAGACCUUGGGGAAAAGGAGGCUUUCUAGGUGUGGGGAGAACGGGGAACCCCUCCUUUGUUGAAGGACCUGAGGAAGGAAAUGAAGAGGAGGUGUUGUGGGACCCGGUACGUCCCACAGGACUUCUCCUGCUGGAAGGCUGGUGGAAAACUCCACCCUAAGCGUGCGUAGCGAGCCCGUGCGUUGUGUAACGGCGUGGGCUGGCACCUCUGCUCGGCGCUGACACCCGCCCCCAGCACAACAUCCCGCAGAUGGGGCGGAGCUGGUGUGCCCGUGGCUUGCCGAGCUUUGGGCAGAGACAAGGUGUCCCUUUUGACAUGUGGAAGUAGGGAAUUUUAUCCCCUCAUAUCUAUAAUUUUUAAGAUGCAUCAGCGCUGAAGGGGGUGGGAACUCCUCAAAACCCCAACACUUUGUGGGGCUGUAAUUCCUGCGAGCGGAGGAAACGUUUCCCUCCCUUCUCCGGAUUAGCCCUGCUCGGAGCGCGGGAUUCUCCAUGCCCCGGAGCCGAGGUUUCCCUCCCGUCUGCCACGCAAUAACGCACCCAAGCUCUUCCUCAGCUUUGGUUUUGCACCAUCAACUCACUUUUUUGGUGUUGAUUUUAUUUACGUGUGUGUGUGGCUGGGCGGAUUUCAGGAGGAGGCGUGAGGACGCGCUGGCAGUGGGGCACCAGGCCAGGACCCCCGUGGGCAGCGCCCGCGCUCUCUUCGGCAUGGCUCGCCCCCGGCGUCCCCGCGCGCGCCGUCGUGUGUUCAUGGAAAUAAACGGCUCGCCGCAUGCUGGGAGGGGUGUGUG
This is a messenger RNA of Egretta garzetta (little egret), 1854 nucleotides long. RefSeq names its product ankyrin repeat and SOCS box containing 8 (gene ASB8). Gene Ontology annotation, molecular function: protein binding. The annotation marks the transcript as partial. The transcript has 2 exons. Gene Ontology annotation, biological process: intracellular signal transduction. The record is from RefSeq and is a predicted model, not a curated record. Lineage: Eukaryota; Metazoa; Chordata; Aves; Pelecaniformes; Ardeidae.